GCAUACCAUAUGCAGUACUAUUAACCAGAGGAGCAUCCAACUCAAUGAAUUCAUUUUUCAAGAACAUGGUGGUCCCUUUUGUUGUCUGUUAACCAGAGGAGCUAGCUAGGUAGGGAAUCCUAUUUCUACACAAGGAUAGAGUUUGAUCAUUUUCAUGAGAAAUCUCUUGCGGAAGGGUUACAUGAGCACGAAAACAAGCCCAUGUGAUUUGGGUACAAGCUAUUGGCCCUCAUUGCUUCUCCUCUCAGUGCCCCUUCAGUACCAAUCAUUUCAUGUACCUGAUGAUUUUCUGCAAACCUUUCAUCUAUAUUUAUAUAUACUAUGCUUGGAUUCCAUCAUGAGCAACUCAAGUCUUAUCCUUCCCAUGCACCGAAGCUCUCUCUGUUUUUUCCAAGUCCUUGCCAAUCUUUUUCUUGUUGUUUUGUCCUCUUGAGAAUACUAAAUCAUGGGUUUCCGGUUGCCUGGAAUUGUUAACGCCAAGAGAAGUCUCAUUCGAUCUCUAUCUAGUUCAAGUCAGACAGCUGAUUCGAAGACCUUAGAUAUCCCAAAAGGCUAUUUUGCAGUCUAUGUUGGGGAGAGCCAAAAGAAGCGGUUUUUGAUUCCAAUAUCAUAUUUGAAUGAGCCUUUGUUCCUGGAUUUGCUGAGUCAAGCUGAAGAAGAAUUUGGAUAUGAUCAUCCCAUGGGUGGUAUCACAAUCCCCUGCAGUGAAGACACCUUCCUUCAUCUCACUUCCCGCUUAAGUGUAUGAGUGCGCACUAAAGAAAAGAAACUAUGAUCCAAAUUCAUUCAUGUAUAAGCAUCCUCAUUUCAGAACUCACUGAGUAACGAUGAGGAAGAGGCUAUGCUUGAUCAUCCACUGAGUCGACUUACAUCUUGUGUUGAGAGGAAGCAAUCUGUAAGCCUGAAGCGGCUUGUGAUCUGAGCAUAAAGUUAAAAAGUUCAUGAAUCUGACAAACGAAGAUACGAUGGAUGUUGAAAAACUUUAGUCCAAAAUCAUGAUCGAAAUUUUGAACUCAUUGAGAGUACAUUCGGAGCAUUGUAGUAUAAAAGAUCUUGGUCCUCUCCACAUUUGGGUUGGAUGCUAUGAUCUUCUCGUAUGUAAACUUUGUUACUCUCCAGGAAAAUAUAUUGGCAUGUAAAUUAAAAUCCCGAUCCACUUUCUUUUCUUAUUUUUCA
Messenger RNA from Prunus avium (sweet cherry), 1176 nucleotides. NCBI's taxonomy places the organism in Eukaryota, Viridiplantae, Streptophyta, Magnoliopsida, Rosales, Rosaceae. The record is from RefSeq and is a predicted model, not a curated record.